This is a messenger RNA of Aspergillus puulaauensis, 555 nucleotides long. RefSeq lists its product as uncharacterized. The transcript is spliced from 3 exons. The coding region runs from base 1 to 555 and encodes 184 amino acids. Lineage: Eukaryota; Fungi; Ascomycota; Eurotiomycetes; Eurotiales; Aspergillaceae. The record is from RefSeq and is a predicted model, not a curated record.
AUGUACGCCUCCAUCAUUGCCCUCGGCUCUCUUCUGGCUGUCCAGGCUGUUGUUGCCGACAACUCCCUGCAGCUUAACCACGUCCUCAGCAAGCGCCAGGGCGACGACCAGUCUUUCGUUCCUCCCACCACCCCUGGUUGCCCAUCUGGCUGGCCGACGUGCGGGACUAGCAAUAUCUGCUACAACCCUCGCCGCGGAGACACUUGCUGUCCCGAUGGAACUUGGGCCUGUCCUGCCGGCAAUUUCUGUCUGCAGCAGGGUCUCUGCUGUCCUGAUGGCAUUGACCCCCAGACCUGCGCGGAGAACGAGGGUAUAACCCUCACCUCGUCGAGCACCAGUGAACCCACCAGCGCCCCAGAGCCUACUGAGAGCGAGUCGCCAACCUCCUCGCGCCCCGUUAUCCCAACCGGCACCAGCGAGACUCCCUCUGGCACUCCCCCAGCCAGCUCCUCCCCUGCCCCCCCGGAGUUCACUGGCGGUGCGAACUCCCACCUCGCUGGCGGCGCUGCUGCUGUUCUCGGCGGCCUGGGAAUAAUUGGCAAUCUUGUCCUCUAG